GCCAAUUCCAAAUGAUUGUGAGCAACAGGAAGGGAGAGGUUGUUUAACAAACAGCAAAAUGUGUCUACCAAGGCAAGUGAUUGCUAAAGCAUACUACACCUUCCUUGCUGUUGUUGGUGUUCCUGUUAGUCUAGUGGUGAUUGUAUUCUUAUCUUGGGACAAGUGUGGUCUAUCGACAUGCACCACUCGCUAUCUGGUAGCCAUGGCAGUGUUUGAUCUACUGUUCAUUAUUUUUGAUGUCAUACUUAUUCGGUUUACUUACUAUUAUUAUCCACGGUCUUUCCUGAAUAUCACUGCUGUUUGUAGUGUCAACAACAUUCUCUCUAACCUUGCAAUUGAUUGUUCUGUCUGGUUCACUGCUGCUUUUUCUUUUGAUCGUUUUGUCGCCAUUUGUUUUCAUCAGAUGAAAACUAAGUAUUGCACAGAGAAAACUGCAAUGAGGGUUCUAGCAACAAUCUGCAUUUUCUUUUCUUUAAAGAACAUUCCCAACUACUUUCGAUUUGAACCUAGCGAGAUCAUCAAAAAUGUUUCAUGGUAUUGUUAUACCAGCUACAGUUAUUAUUAUGGUCGUCAGUGGGCAAGUUUUAAAUAUUUUGAAAAAUUUUUAACGCCAUUUUUCCCAUUCACUUUUAUCCUCUUUAUCAACAUUAUGACUGUCAGACACAUCUUUGAGGCCAUUAAAGUGCGUAAGGGACUGAGGGGUCAGAGAAAAACUGAGAAUGACCCAGAGAUAGAGAGCAGAAAGAAAUCUGUGAUUUUACUCUUUGCCUUAUCUGCGAGCUUCAUACUUCUCUGGUUGGUGUAUAUUUUAUAUUUCUUUGAAACUGGUUAUUUCUUGGAUACUGAUGCAUUUUAUCUCUUUGAGCAAAUCGCAUAUAUGCUGCGGAACUUAAGCUGCUGCACAAAUGCAUUUAUUUAUGUGGUGACGCAUAAAAAUUUCAGAGACCAGUUAAAGUAUGCAGUGAAAUAUCCAGUUAUAAAGAUAAUACAAUUGACGAAUAAGUCCAAGUAAAUGAGAUCCAAUAUUAACUACAGCGAUGAUGGAAUGAGGAGUCCAUGUGAGGAAUGGACUGAAAGGCGAAGGAGGAGUAGCAACUUGAUACAACUCCUUUUCUAAUGGACAAGGAAUGCCUGCGUGAGCAACAAAGUGAAAGAGGCUGGAGGAGCAAAGCCAAUGUAACGUGCUGUUAGCAGUGAGCAACCUUUAUACAAACCUGAACAAUAAAAACGUAACUGACAGGAGAAUUAGACAUGCCAUAAAAAUUAAAAUUCAUCUCAAGCAAUCAGUUCUUAGUCAGUGAACAAGAUACAAAGAAAAUGACCUGGAGCACAGUAUCAUUGAUCACUACAGGCCAAAAUGGGAAACGCAAUGUCAGGCUCCUGCUCACUCUUCCUCACUGAAUACUCUGAUCUACACAUCUGGACAAAAUGUUAAAAGAAAGGUUUCUGUCAUAAAAAAGUAAAGAUUAUACUGUAAAUAUUCUGUGUCUUUUGAUUACAAAUGUAUUUUCAGCAAUACACUGUC
Stegostoma tigrinum is the source of this 1525-nucleotide messenger RNA. Its product is annotated as sex peptide receptor-like. NCBI's taxonomy places the organism in Eukaryota, Metazoa, Chordata, Chondrichthyes, Orectolobiformes, Stegostomatidae. Gene Ontology annotation, cellular component: membrane. Gene Ontology annotation, biological process: G protein-coupled receptor signaling pathway. Bases 59 to 1012 code for a protein of 317 amino acids. Gene Ontology annotation, molecular function: G protein-coupled receptor activity. The record is from RefSeq and is a predicted model, not a curated record. The transcript is spliced from 2 exons.